Messenger RNA from Sardina pilchardus (European sardine), 2473 nucleotides. RefSeq lists its product as uncharacterized. The record is from RefSeq and is a predicted model, not a curated record. The transcript has 3 exons. Bases 842 to 1846 code for a protein of 334 amino acids. NCBI's taxonomy places the organism in Eukaryota, Metazoa, Chordata, Actinopteri, Clupeiformes, Clupeidae.
ACUUGAUAAUUCCAUCUCCUCUUCCGUCCUCCAAGUUUUUGUGGAAUUCGUAAUUUUCUUUAGAUGGCAACAGUGACAAGCCAUCUGGUGCUUCUAUCUCUGUCUCUUUUUUAUGCUUAAGUAUCGUUCAAAUUAUGCAUAGUGUAGUAAUGUUAAAGUAGAUACUGAGAAACCCCCAAAAGUAUUAUCCUUCGAUGACUCAUUUUGGAAUCGGAAUAGAAGCUAUGAAUAGAUGCUGCGUUGUUUGCGUCAUUAGUUUAAGUGUGAGAUCUGAGGCUGCUGCUUGCAUUGGAGCUAGACAAACUUGAACAUUAUCUGCCGCCUGCCUCAAAAAUACUGAGUUGUCCGUCAGACAGACUGAAAGCUGUCAGAAUGCCCGUUAUAAGGUUGCCUAACAGCCUAGUCAGUAGUCUCAGUGGUCUAAAGUGUGUGAAUAAUGUUAAUUGAGCAUGUUUUAACGCACAAGAACAGCCAAUGACAGCAAAUGCACACUUUCAAAACUUAUGGAAUUUCCCCUAUAUGCACUUUCAUACCUUAUGAAAUUCAUCCCAUAAACACACAUAACAAAUACACAUAUGAUAAUUAACCUUACCGUGACAAUUACAUGUUGUAACCUACCUUAUUGCAGUUGACGUGUGGCACUGUGCUGAAGAGAAAGAUCCAGGGCUUUAAAUAAAUGCCUAAAAACCCUCCCCCUGAAAGGCGUGGGAUGGUAUGCUGGUACUCUUGAUAAUGAAACUGCAGUAUUAUAAUGUCGAAAGCCUACUAUAGAGCAGCUGCCUUUUGCAUAGCCUAUCACAAGAUUUUCCGAUCUUUCUAACACUUUUGUUUUGUGGAAACCAUGAUGCAAUUAUACACCUAUGGGCAGCGGGAUGUCACCAGUGCCAUUGUCUCGCCCCUGAGAGACGGCUUGUCUUCAUUCAACAGCCUUUAUGAUGCCCUUCUCUGUGUGGAUCUUACCUCUCUUGACGGGCUUGGUUCAUCCAUUAGAAAUCUGAUAGUGAAGACAGAGCAGGACAUGAAGAAGACUGUGCAGAAUGCAGAGAGGAGUCUGAGAGAACUGGACCAGAACACAGAGAACCUCAUGCUACAACAACACCAAUCUGAUGAAAAGCGAAAACAAUGUCAACUGCAUUUGGACAAUCUAGAAACUAAGCUAGAAGGAGAGAAUAAUCUCCUGAACAAUGCUGAGGAUGCACUGAAACAAGCCAAUAAACAUCUACAAACAAAAAAGGAUGAACUUCAAAGACAGCAUAACAGAGAAAAAACUGCAGCCAUUGUGACGGGUGUCGGUUUAGGAUUGACGAUCAUCCCAGUUGUUGGAUGGGUAGCUGGCCCUAUCAUAGCAAUUGGUGGUGCUAUAGAAUUGGACGAAGCUGAAAAGGCUAUUCGUGAUGCUAAAGAAGAGGUAGCUGAAGAAAAGUCUCGGAUCACCACUUACUCUGAUAGGAUCUCUGAUUAUCAGUCCAAAAUCAAGGAGAGAGAACGUCAGAUCAGACAGACAGAUGAGGACCUAAAUCGCAUCAGACAGAAACUCUCUGAGAUUCAAUGCCAGAGAGAGGCCAUGGCAAAGUUCCAGCAGAAGAUGAGAAGUGCUGUCCACCUCCUGGGCCAUCUGAAUGGGCCAGCUCAUGUACUGGAACUCCAGACUCGACGCUCCAUCCUCCUGGAGCCUGUGACAAGGGUGAUGGAGGAGCUGGUGAAGGUGGCUUGUGAAAUUCCAGGGAAUCAGAUCCUCAGGGAUGAGGUUGUGAUGAGUCUGGUACGAGCCGUGAGAGAGAAAGAGCAGAGAUUAGCAGCUAUAUGUGCUUCACACAACAGCUCAGCUCUGGAAAGAUAUAUGUGAGUGAAAACUAUAUAUUAUUGCCUCUUUGUGUACAGUAAUCACUCUUUCAAUAAAAGUAAAAUCAUAUAGCCUAAAUAGAAUAUAUAUAUAUAUAUAUAUAUACAGUCAUGGUUGAAAUUGUUGGCACCCCAUGCUAAAGUUGACUAAAAAGAGGAAUAUAAAAUCAUCUUUUGGAAAUUGAUUUUAAUGGUUUAAGUAAUAAAAUUAGGAAAAAUCCAACCUUUAAGGACACCAAUUUUCUGUGUGAAUAAAUAAUGUAUCAUGAAUAAAUAAAUGUUCUUCACAAAAUACUGGGGUCAAAAAUAUUGCCACCCCUAUGUAAACCUAUGGGAAUUUAACACAUAGGUUUAACAUAGGGUCAGGCCGUUUUUUAUUUUUAAAGGCCACUUAUUUCAUGGAUUUAGGAUACGAUACAUCCCGAUAAAGUUCCUUUGACCUUUGGAACUAAAAUAGCCGCACACCAUCACACACCCUUCACCAUACCUAGAGAUAAGCAUGGUGUUUUGUUUGGUUUUGUUCAGUUAGCCUAUUAGUUGGGUUUGAUUGGCAUUGAGCUCAUGAGCAUCAAACAGGCUAAUAGGCUAACUGAACAAAACUGAACAAAACACCAUGCAUGGUGAAGGGUGU